This is a messenger RNA of Diaporthe citri, 666 nucleotides long. RefSeq lists its product as uncharacterized. The record is from RefSeq and is a predicted model, not a curated record. Gene Ontology annotation, cellular component: membrane; cytoplasm. Bases 1 to 666 code for a protein of 221 amino acids. The transcript has 5 exons. Lineage: Eukaryota; Fungi; Ascomycota; Sordariomycetes; Diaporthales; Diaporthaceae.
AUGACACUCGUCGCCCGCCUCGUCGCCAGGUACAAUGCCUUCUACGCUGAACGACCUGUCCUCACCAUGAUGGUGACCAACGCCGUCUUGGGAGGCAUUGCCGACACCGUCGCACAGUCAAUCACUGCUGUCCGCCAGCGCGCCCUUAGGAAGGCUCCCGCAUCUCCGGCUGCAAGAGAUACAGCCUACGAACUCGACGUCAAAGACCCGUUUACCGAGCGGGAGCUGAUCCCCGAUUCCAAGGGCCUGCCGCCGCCGUUCGACUUGAGCUUCAAAUGGUUUAGCUUCCUGUCAAGGACCUUCCCUAUCACCAAGACUAGCGCUUUUGGGCCUGCUAUGAAGAGGGUUGCCUUUGACCAGAUCAUCUUCGCUCCGUUUGGUGUUGCCUGCUUCUUCAGCGUCAUGACUGUUGCCGAGGGCGGUGGCCGACGUGCUGUCAUGUCGAAGCUCCGCGACAUGUACGUGCCAACCCUCAAGGCCAACUACGCCGUUUGGCCUGCGGUGCAAGUCAUCAACUUCCGCUUGAUGCCUGUUCAGUUCCAGCUCCCUUUUGUGUCUACUGUUGGUAUCGCCUGGACUGCAUACCUCUCCCUCACCAACGCUGCUGAGGAGGCAACCCAGCCAAACCCAGCCGCUCUCAGCCCUUCCAACAUCCGCUUGGAGUAA